UAGUAUUAUAAAAAUGUGCGGAUUUGAAGUAACCGACAUUAGUGAUGUAAGAAGUGGUGCUUAGUUUUUCAUUUAAAUAUAAACAUGUUUUUGUUUUUUUUAAUUUUUUGUAAAAUUGUGUUCUGUGAAGGAUCCGAUAAAAAUAACAUUGUCUCGGAUCGUCUAGCAAACGUUACACAAACCAUAUCUAGACUAUUAGAGGGAUAUGAUAUUAGACUUAGGCCCAAUUUUGGAGGCGAACCCUUACUUGUGGGAAUGGAUUUAACAAUAGCUAGUUUUGAUGCUAUUUCCGAAGUGAACAUGGACUACACCAUAACUCUUUAUUUAAAUCAGUAUUGGAAGGACGAAAGGCUAGCUUUCAGCAGCGAUGACGAAAUUCUAACGCUUUCUGGGGAUUUUGCAGAGAAAAUUUGGGUUCCAGAUACAUUUUUUGCUAACGACAAAAACAGUUUCCUACAUGACGUGACUGAAAGGAAUAAACUCGUGAGGCUAAAUGGUGAUGGAUUCAUAGUUUACGGGAUGAGGUUCACAACAACUUUGGCCUGCAUGAUGGAUCUGCACUAUUACCCGCUGGAUUCGCAAAAUUGCACCGUAGAAAUAGAAAGUUAUGGUUAUACAGUAGUAGAUGUAGUUAUGUAUUGGAAAUCGACACCCGUCCGAGGAGUUGAAGAAGCCGAACUACCUCAAUUCACCAUCAUGGGCUGGGAGACCAACGACAGAAAAGAAAGAUUGGCUACUGGAACUUAUCAAAGAUUAUCGUUGUCUUUUAAACUCCAGAGGAAUAUUGGUUAUUUUAUUUUUCAAACAUAUUUACCUAGUAUACUCAUCGUAAUGUUGUCGUGGGUAUCAUUUUGGAUCAACCACGAAGCUACCAGUGCUAGAGUCGCCUUAGGUAUCACUACCGUAUUAACCAUGACAACAAUCAGCACUGGUGUUCGUAGUUCCCUACCUAGAAUCAGCUAUGUUAAAGCUAUAGACAUCUAUCUAGUGAUGUGCUUCGUGUUUGUUUUUGCUGCACUGCUUGAAUACGCAGCCGUAAACUAUACUUACUGGGGGGCGCGGGCGAAAAAGAAGAUCAAGAAGCAUAAAGACACCACCGAAGAUUGUAAAAUAGGGACCAAAGUGGCUACUGCCCAGUCAAGUAUAGGCAAUCAAGAUAUCAUAGAACUUAAAGACGUGAAAAUGAGUCCGAUAGCUUCAAUAAGAAAUAGAUAUAAUUCAGGGUAUACUUAUGACGUGGAUCCAUCCAAGUACCCUCCCAGUUUCCGUAUUUUGAGGACACAGAGCCCUUAUAACUACAGAUCCCCAUCUGGAGUUAGAUAUAGAGGAAAUAAAGGAAAUCCAGUCCACAAGCCUAAAAUGUUCCAUGCCAUUAGAAAAGGAGCAUUAGUUCUGAAAUCAUCUCUGCCAAAAAUAAAAGACGUCAACGUCAUAGACAAAUAUUCCAGGAUAGUUUUUCCUGUCACAUUCUUGAUGUUUAAUGUUGGAUAUUGGCUAUUUUAUUUUUUGGAAUAAUUGUUUCGCAAGCAAUAACAUCACAUAAUUCUAUUUUUGUCUUAUUACUAAUUUCAAGUACGGUUAACAAAUUCGUAUGCGCGCGCACUUUAAAUUUGAACAUUUGAAGUGUGAUAAAUAAAUCCUAGUUUCUGAAAAAAACCAAAACAUAUACGAUGACAAUAUAACAGAAACAUGAUUGCAAACGAUGAAAUUUUUGUCAUUCUGAAUUAUUCUAACUUAAAACGUUCACAAAUAAUGAGUACGCAUGCGAAUUUGUCAGAAUCAAGUCAGGAAUCGGUUUUGCGAACAAAACUAAUGUUAGUCGAUUUUCUCAGUUGAUAGGCCAGUAGGUAGAGACGUACAAAUUGAAAAAUGUUACAUUAAUUUUUUAAACUUUGUGGUAAGAUAAAGUACCGAAUGAAUCGAAAAUAGCCAAUUUUCUAACUCGACAACAUUGCUAAAAUGACAAAAAACCAAUAGAUUGCUUAAAAAUGAAACGGCUGCCAAUUUAAUUUUUUUUUUUUGUUUUUUUUUUUUUAAUAUUUAAGCUGGAG
This is a messenger RNA of Psylliodes chrysocephalus, 2051 nucleotides long. The record is from the annotation of a GenBank genome assembly. Lineage: Eukaryota; Metazoa; Arthropoda; Insecta; Coleoptera; Chrysomelidae.